Molecule: messenger RNA, 2901 nt
Organism: Danaus chrysippus (African queen)
Lineage: Eukaryota; Metazoa; Arthropoda; Insecta; Lepidoptera; Nymphalidae
Source: the annotation of a GenBank genome assembly
AUGUACAUUGCUGGUUGUUAUAUACUUUUUUUCUUUUAUCAGGUCGAAUCCAAAGAGUUGUUACAUCAUUUAUCAGAAUCGGAGAAAAUAUUUCUAUUUGGAAACACCGACAAAGACCAUCAGUUUGAGAUAGCUCAUCUAAAAAAACCGAAACGUCGAAAACGUUCACUUGACACAGAAGAGCAUCAGGACUUAGUCAGCCUGAAGAAGCAUUUAAAUAUCAAAUUAAGCCCCAGGCACACCUUCAUAGAUCCCCAGUUCCUGUUAAUGAAGAGAUGGUCCAACGGAACCGAAGCUAUUCUGGAUGAACACACCAACGACGAAUUAGAUUUAUGUUUCUAUAAAAGUGAUAACGCUGCAUUAUAUAUCUGUGAUGAUGUGAGAGGUGUAGUCAAAUCAAAUGAUAGUUUUUAUACUAUUCAUCCACUGCCAGAAAGAUUCCACAACGAACAUUCUAAAGCUCAUUUAAUUAUAAAGAGAAGUAAGGAAAUACUAGCAAGCGAUGAUGUAGAAAAAGAAUGCAUAGAGAAAAAUGAUCUAGAUGUAAAAAACUAUGAUGAUAUGAAGUGGUCUAAACACAGACGAAAACGUGAAGUCGAAAAGAGUCCAGAUAACGAUAGUUUAGAUAAAUUCAAAUUAAACUUAGCACAUAGAAAUAGAACAAUUAGUGAUUUUGUAGAAAAAUUAGUAACAAAGGGCAAUCAAACUGAUAGACAGAAGAGAUCAGUGCUGCCAGCGAUUUUUGUAGAAACAGCUGUAUUCGUAGAUAGAGAUUUAUACAAACUAAUGACAAUCAACUUCCCAAAAGAUACAGAAAGGGAAUUAGUGAGAUUUGUUUUAGCAAUGAUAAAUGCUGUGCAGUUGAUAUAUCACGAUCAAAGCUUGGGUAGGCCAGUGAAUUUUAUACUUAAGAGAUUGGAAAUCCUUCAUGAGGAUCCAUCCAAUUUGAAGAGACCUCAUGAUAUAGAUAGGUUUUUAAGCAAUUUCUGUACGUGGCAGAGGUUGGAGAAUCCUCCCGGUGACAACGACCCAUUGCAUUGGGACCACGCCUUAAUACUCACUGGUUUAGAUUUAUACGUUGUUAACAAGAAUGGUAAAGUUAGCAGUCAAGUUGUCGGUCUGGCACCAGUGGCGGGAAUGUGCACAGUAACCAGUAGUUGCACAGUCAAUGAAGGGAGACACUUCGAAAGUGUUUAUGUCGUGGCGCAUGAGAUUGGUCACAACCUGGGUAUGCGCCACGACGGUCCUAAGGCGGACAACAGCUGUGACCCGAGCGCGUACAUCAUGAGCCCAACCCUCGGCAGUGGAAAGAUCACCUGGUCUCAAUGCAGUAGGAACUAUCUACAGAAGUUUCUAGACACAUCGCAGUCUAGAUGUCUGUUGGACCAUGGUAACUCCGCCGGGCAACUGGACCACAGCGCUGAGGGCAUACUGCCGGGAGAAAGAUUUGAUGCUGACCAGCAAUGUAUGCUAAAAUACGGUCGCGGCAGUCGUCACUCCGCAGCCCAAGACCUGGAGGACGUGUGUCGUGACCUGCACUGUCAGAGGGAGCGAUACACCUGGACCUCACAUCCAGCACUUGAAGGGACGAGAUGUGGAGACGAUAUGUACUGUCGUGGCGGAGAGUGCGUGAGUCGCGGGGUCCGAGGUCCGGGCGCGCGGUGGGGUCCCUGGUCGAGGUGGUCGGAGUGUGCGUCCGCCUGUCUCCUGCAUGAGGACCAGACACUCGCCGCGGCUGGAGUAUCAGUCGCCACACGCCGGUGUAACAGACCGAGACUUGAAAGCGGCAAAAGCUACUGUCAAGGUCACGACAAAAAAUAUCAAUCCUGCCACGCGGAACAGUGUAAAACGGUUCCGAGGAUGACUGUAGGAGACUUCGCGGACCAGAUCUGCCGCCGGGCGAGGGACGUCGACCCUGACCUCAUCGGCACCGGACUACAGAGACUUGACACUGAUGACAGUCACAGUACGUGUGCCGUGUGGUGCGACACUCGUGGUGGCGGGUACAAGUCACGCGGCUGGACCCUUCCUGAUGGAACUUCUUGCUCCACUGUAGCUAAUAAAUACUGUAUUAGUGGAGUUUGUAGGAAAUUCUCAUGUCUCGGCAACACAGACACAGAGUUCAGUCUGGCGUCCGCAGACUGUGAGUGGGAAGCGCUACACGUACAGACGGCGACACCACACACUAAGUCAUCUGGCACGUGGCGUCGUGAGGUUGGCCGGUGGGUCGCGACCUCCGCGUGUCAUUACCGCUGUAUGCUGAGAGGGUCCGGCCUUAGACUGGUCAGGGCUCAGCAGCGGACCUCCAUACAGCUGUGUACACCAGACACCGAUACCGCAGAUAGAGGUUGUAGCGACCACAUGAGUCCCUACCAGUUCGCUACUAUGGUGUGCUCCAAGUACAAGGAACGUGUGAGAAGACUCUCCGGUCUGGGCAUGCAGAUAUCACCUGCAUUAGAGGAGCCAGACCGUCCGUGUCGCGUGGCGUGUCAGGACGAGCGCGUGUCUCAUCGCUUCUACCUGGUGAACGGAGCGGACGGCUGGUUCCCGCUCGGCACAUCAUGCGGCGGGAACAACUCGUACUGCGUCAGUGGGAAGUGUCUGGAAUUCGGUUCGGAUCUAACUCCUUUGUCCGAGAUGGUGUUCACUCUGCCUCUCUUGAACCGCGGCUCCGUCCGUCAUCGUCGCAGUCUUUAUCGUGAUCGCCUCACAGUUAGAACGACCCUACACAGACAACACCUGGAGGAUAUCAUAGCUAGGCUCAACUUAACUGAUAACACAAGAGGGAGCGCAUAUUUUCAAACGAUACCAGAAAAUAUAGAAAUUGAUUUUACAAAUCCGAUACACAUAUCACCGGAAGACACUCUGCUUAGAAAAAAACCAAGACCUACGUGGGACUGA